CGCGCGGCCGUCUGUGCCCUGGGGGAGAGGAGGCCGCUGGCCCCCCUGGGCAACGCCAUGGAGCUGAGUUUCGAUUCUCCUAGUAUUAUGGACAUUUCAAUAACCUCAGAAGCAGAAGAGAAACCAAAUGUUAAUAAUGUACCAGACUACAUCAGCGAUAUCCAUACGUACCUUAGGGAAAUGGAGGUGAAAUGCAAGCCUAAAAUAGGUUACAUGAAGAAGCAACCUGAUAUCACAAACAACAUGCGGGCUAUUCUUGUGGACUGGCUGGUGGAAGUUGGAGAAGAAUACAAAUUACAGAAUGAAACCCUGCACUUAGCUGUAAAUUACAUUGAUAGGUUUCUUUCUUCAAUGUCUGUUUUGAGAGGAAAACUUCAGCUUGUGGGAACUGCAGCUAUGCUGCUUGCAUCAAAGUUUGAAGAAAUCUACCCUCCUGAAGUAGCAGAGUUUGUCUACAUCACAGAUGACACCUAUACCAAGAAGCAGGUUCUAAGGAUGGAGCACUUAAUUUUGAAGGUUUUGUCUUUUGACUUGGCAGCUCCAACAAUCAACCAGUUCCUCACUCAGUAUUUCCUACAUGAGCAGACAAAUGCUAAAGUGGAGAGCUUAUCACUGUACCUUGGGGAGCUGAGUCUAAUUGAUGCUGACCCUUACCUGAAGUACUUGCCAUCAGUUAUUGCUGCCGCAGCGUUUCAUCUGGCAGACUAUACCAUCACUGGACAAACUUGGCCUGAAUCCCUGUGCAAAGUAACAGGCUACACCCUUGAAGAUAUCAAACCUUGCCUCAUGGACCUACAUAAGACCUACCUCAAAGCAGCACAGCACACGCAACAGUCCAUCAGGGAAAAGUACAAGAGUACAAAGUACCAUGGAGUAUCGCUUAUUGACCCACCAGAGACACUAAACUUUUUGUAAUAAUCAAGAGACUGAUCUUUUAAAUGGAUGUAUAUUGCAAGAAAAUUAUGUACAGUUUUUAACUUGGUUCAUAAUCCUAGAUGCGAUCACUCAGAAUAUUAAUACAGGUUUUGAUGAGCUUAAUUAUGAAGUUAGUUGUAUGUGGUUUUAAUGUAAAUCUUUUGUACAUGCAAUCUUGUUAAAAUAUUUAGCUGGGUUUUUAUUAAAAUGUUCUUUUCAAGCACAGAAUUAACCAUGCAGACCAAGUGAAGUCUGAAACUGCGUAUCUAAUUAUAGAUUAAACAUUAAUAUUAGCAGUGCAUUAUUAUAGUAGGGCUCUUUCUUCUUCC
Molecule: messenger RNA, 1244 nt
Organism: Chaetura pelagica (chimney swift)
Lineage: Eukaryota; Metazoa; Chordata; Aves; Apodiformes; Apodidae
Gene: CCNA2
Product: cyclin A2
Exons: 7
Coding region: 58-915 (285 amino acids)
Biological process (GO): regulation of cyclin-dependent protein serine/threonine kinase activity; mitotic cell cycle phase transition
Cellular component (GO): cytoplasm; cyclin A2-CDK2 complex; nucleus
Molecular function (GO): cyclin-dependent protein serine/threonine kinase regulator activity
Source: RefSeq, a predicted model, not a curated record